This is a messenger RNA of Salarias fasciatus (jewelled blenny), 4376 nucleotides long. RefSeq names its product SNF-related serine/threonine-protein kinase-like. Gene Ontology annotation, biological process: intracellular signal transduction; protein phosphorylation. Gene Ontology annotation, cellular component: cytoplasm. Gene Ontology annotation, molecular function: ATP binding; protein serine/threonine kinase activity. The transcript has 8 exons. Bases 495 to 2864 code for a protein of 789 amino acids. NCBI's taxonomy places the organism in Eukaryota, Metazoa, Chordata, Actinopteri, Blenniiformes, Blenniidae. The record is from RefSeq and is a predicted model, not a curated record.
AGCGAGAAGGAGAGCGAGGGCUUGAGUUGACAGAGUGACAGAUUAACGUGGAGGACUCAGCGGGAUAAUCAGCGGCCAGUCGGCACCGAGUCACUCGUGGACCUGGUCUUUGAAAACACGCAGAUUUGGAGGAACCACGCACUCACGCACGCACACACGCGCGCAAGGCAGCCGGGCACGCUCCCGCAGCCUUUAAUGGGAGAGACGGGACGCCUCGGAUUCCUCUGAGAUUACCACAAGAUGGGACUGAACUGAGCGGAGCAGGGGCAGCAAAGCAGGACAACAAUCUGCGAAUAUUUGCUUUGAAUCAUAACGAGGAUCUUACCAUUAGUUCUUUAUCGCUACCUCAAUAAGAUCCACAGCUACUCUAAAGUAGUUUAACCACUGACAGCUCGAGUCGAACUUCAGCCAAAUCAGUCGGAGAUGGAUAACUGACAAGUGAAGACCAGCAAGCCACAGAAGGCACUUCCUCCCUCCUGCUCCCUCCAGCAGUCAUGGCGGGGCUGAAACGACACCAUGAUGGCAAGAUUGCUGGAAUGUACGACCUGGACAAGACGCUAGGCCGUGGACACUUUGCUGUGGUCAAGUUGGCCCGUCAUGUCUUCACAGGGGAAAAGGUCGCCGUGAAGGUGAUCGAUAAGACCAAACUUGACCCGGUUGCGCGGGGUCACCUUUUCCAAGAGGUACGAUGUAUGAAGAUGGUGCAGCACCCCAACGUGGUCCGCCUCUACGAGGUCAUCGACACCGCCACCAAGCUCUACCUCAUCCUGGAGUUAGGCGACGGAGGAGACAUGUACGACUGCAUAAUGAAACACGAUGGAGGCCUGAGCGAAGAGGUGGCCAAAUGCUACUUCGCCCAGAUUGUCCACGCCAUCUCCUACUGUCACCGGCUGCAUGUGGUGCACAGGGACCUGAAGCCCGAAAACGUGGUGUUCUUCGAGAAGCAGGGCGUAGUCAAGCUCACCGACUUUGGCUUCAGCAACCGGUUUCAGCCUGGGAAAACGCUCAACACCUCGUGUGGCUCGCUGGCCUACUCGGCUCCCGAGAUCCUGCUGGGGGACGAGUACGAUGCUCCUGCAGUGGAUAUCUGGAGUCUCGGGGUGAUCCUCUUCAUGCUGGUCUGCGGCCAGCCCCCCUUCCAGGAGGCCAACGACAGCGAGACGCUCACCAUGAUCAUGGACUGCAAAUACACCGUGCCGGCGCACAUCUCCCAUGCGUGCAGAGACCUCAUCGGCCAUAUGCUGCAAAGGGACCCCAAAAAGCGAGCGACCCUUGAGCAGAUCGAGGGCCACGAGUGGCUCCAGGGCGUCGACCCCUCGCCCGCGACCAAGCUGUCCACCCCUCUCGUGUCCCAUCGCAGCCUGUCCGAGGAGGAGCACGGCUCCAUCAUCCAGCGCAUGGUGCUGGGAGGCAUCGCAGACAGGGACACAAUAACCGAGGCGCUGGAGUCCAACCAGUACAACCACAUCACGGCGACGUACUUCCUCCUGGCGGAGAGGAUGCUGAGGGAGAGGCAGGAGAAGGAGCAGCACAGCCAGACACGGUCGCCGAGCCCGAGCAAGGCCCAGUUCAGGCAGUCUUGGCCCACCAGAGUGGACGUUCACCAGGACGUCAGCGACGGAUUGGGGGGUCCUGCUAUCUCCCACCCCGGGGGGCCCCAGUCUCCUGCACGCAGUGCCGAGAGCCUCCACAAGGGGCCCCGGCCCAAAACGGCUCUGCUGGACGUCAGCCAGCGGCAGGAGAACCUAGCCGCCGCCGCCACCGCCGCCUCGGGCCAGCAGCCUCGACAGAACCAGGAGCGGGGGCCGAGGCCCGCGCCCAAGCCUCACCCCAACCCCCUCCGGCUGUGCUCCCUGGCCGCCGUGGGCCCCUGCAAACCUCGCAGUCCCAGUCUGUUCAGCGUGGAAGAGGACGAGGAGGAGGAGGGAGUGGAGGACAAGCGUCUGCCGCCCUCGGCGCUUCCCGUGCAGGUGGUGCUCCGCUGCAAAGCCUCCUCUUCGUCCUCCGCCUCCUCUUCCGCCAGUCGCCUGACGUCCCGCAUGAGCGCUCCAGUUCUCAACCAGAUCCACGAGGAGGACCGAGAGGACGAGGAAGAAGAGGAGGAGGACGACGACGACGGGGAGUUGAAAAGAUUCGGCGCCCCCAAACCCAGCCUGAGCCUCAAUCUGAACUCCAGAAUACCGUCGCCCUCGAUGCUGGCCGCGUCGCCGCGAUCGGCGCCGGUGGCCGCCUUCACCCCCAGCUCAGAAACCAGUGACGACGACACCGAGAGCCACUAUAAACCCGACGCGGCGUCUAUCGAUGGACGAGACGGCGAGAGAGAAGCGGGGAAAGAGGACGGAGGGAAACGAGACGGCCCCUCCCACUGUGCGAGCCCGGGCUCGGGGUCGGUGCAGGGCAAAGGCACGGCCAAGGCUGCCAGCGGCCUGGUGGAGAGCCUCAAGCUGAUGAGCCUGUGCCUGAGCUCCCAGUUCCACAGUCUGACCGGCAACGGCGGCGGCGGGGGCGGCGCCGGCGGGGUCGGAGCGGACCCCCAGGACCGUCCCAUGUGGCGGAUGUGCAUGGGCGGCUCCACGGGCAGCCUGGACAAGGUGUCGCUCCUGGGCGGCCCGUCGCCUCGCGCUAACCUCUACCACCGGCCGCCGCUCGGGGACGCGUUGGCCGACCCCUUGCUGGAUGGCGCCCGCCCGGGCACCUUGAGACUGGGCGAGCUGGACCUGGCCCGGGAGAACCACAGGAACAUGAAGAACCGCGUGCUGCAGAUGCCGCUGAGUGACAAGACUCUGUCGGUCAACAUCCACCGGAGCCCCAAAGAGGGUCUGCUCUGCACGCCCACCCCGCACAGCUGCUGCCAGGUCAUCUGAGGCGCCCGAACGCCUCCACACACUCCACACACACACACACACACACCUCCUGGACCGUUUGAGUUCACAUUACUUUAGCAUCGUCUCACGGUGGGUAGAUCUGGGAAAUGGCGCCGAAUGCCGGAAUCGCACAUUAAGAGAGACUCGAGGCUCAAUGCAACGCCAAGUAUGUGAAGCACUUUCCACACAAUAAACAGACUACUAAAGAGACAUUUUAACCAGGGGUUGUAUUUAAACAAAAACAUAUUUAUUAUUGUUAUUAUUUGGAGUGAAAAUGCAUACAAGAAGUGCUCACACACAUACACACACACACACACACACAUUAUCACUCGAUCAAUUUUAUCAUGUUACAUAUCAGUUUUUGUGUUCAAUUUGUUUUUAACAUCACAAGUUUUUUUAAAUCAUUUUUUAAGACAAUCAUUUUACUUUUUUUUUUUUUUUUUUUUAACAUUCUGACUGAAAGAGUUACAUUGUGACUGCACUUUCAUUCAAACGAGGCCAGAUGCAGGGUGAGAAACGGACGGCAGCACUUACAGGUACGAUGGUGGGGACGCACCGUUUUAUAGUCUGUCACGAUUUUAUUUUUCUAUCAGGAACAUGCUCUGCAGAGGGAAAGAUGCACACUCACUUGCCAAGUCGCCUGUGGUCGGACAGCGUAGUUUGUACAUAUGUGAAUACCUUAGCAGUACUCCGUACCUGUAGUAUUAACAGUAAAGUCGUAUUGCAGUAGAAAACCUGAAUUGUAGAUCCUUAGACCCCAUUAUUUGUCAUUCCUGCGGGACGCGCAAGGUUUCAGUUGAACCCAGAGAGGAGAGCGAAUGGAAACACCUCCAUGGACUCAAACAGUCACGUGCACAAAUAAGCGCUAAGCACCCUUUCUGAAAAUGCGCCUUAGAAGUCAUGCAAAUGGCAGGUUUUGGUAUUAAUGAUCGGUUUUAGAUGUUUUCUGACCGUAUCUUGUUUAUACGUAGUCACCGGUUCAGAUCAAGAGAGCGGAGCGCUUACUUCUGCACGUUUCUGUCCAUCUGUUCAUCAAUGGCAGCUCUUUAAAGUCAUGAUACAACGAGAUUCGAACUCUGGGUGCGACUCAAACCGUGUGCGUCCCGCAGAGCUCCGGGAUCACAGUAGCCACUGUUGUAGCGUAUUCCUGAAGAAGAAGAAGAAGAAGAACAAGGCGCAGCGGGGGGGAGGGGGGUUUAUCACAUCAUGACGCACCCCUUCAAGUGUCGGUCUGUGUACCUGGACGUGUGACCCACCCCUAGUGGAAUAUAUAACUUGACAGUGCAUGUGUUUUUUGCUGUAGCGAACCUUAUUCCUAGUCCACCGAGGUCGAGCCACCUGUCGUAUCCACCGAAGUAACAGAUCCGAACGGUCACUUUACUGUAACCUCACAGCAAUACCAGCGACUGCAAAAUGUACAACGAUAAUGGAUGUGCCAUAAAAACCUGUCUUGAGCAUAUUGUACUGUAUGUAUAUGAUAGAGCUCUAUUAAAAUAAAACGGUGUGAAUGAA